Tetrahymena thermophila SB210 is the source of this 5451-nucleotide messenger RNA. RefSeq names its product two component regulator propeller family protein. Lineage: Eukaryota; Ciliophora; Oligohymenophorea; Hymenostomatida; Tetrahymenidae. The transcript is spliced from 4 exons. The record is from RefSeq and is a predicted model, not a curated record.
AUGAGAAUUAAAAUUUUUUACUAUCUUAUUUUUUUAUAGUCCUACAUUUAAGCCAUUACUAGUUAAACACAAAUAGACUUUGUAUUCAACUCCAUUCCUUACUAAACAUUUGAUGUUUAAAGUAAAAAUGGGACUUCUAACACUAUCAAAGUAGCUUAAAACUCUGGAAUAGCUGUAGCUGCUGUUGGUUAUGCUGGAAUUAUGAUUAUUGACCAAAAAUUCAAAACUUAGAUAUUCCCCUCUCCAGACAAAAGUUACAUUUAAUGCAUACAAAUAUCUAAAAAUUCUGACUACAUUCUUUUAGGAAUGAUUAAUUAAGUUGGCAUUUUUAAAUUAAACUAAAUUGAUUUUAGCAUUUCUAUGAUAAACUCUAUUAGCAUGCCAAAUACAGUAAUAGUAGGAAUAGAGUUUAAUUUAUAAGAAGAUGUUUUGUUUAUUUUAGGUUACUAUGGCUUGAUAGAAUGGUAUGAUGCUAGAAAUAUAACAACUUUAAAUAAGCUUGGAGAGCUAAUAUACCCAUAAAUGGUAUUUGCUAGAGGAAUAAUAUCGCCAGAUAAUAAAUUUUUUUAUGUUAUUGCUUAUUAAGAUGGGUUGCUUUGCUUUAAAAUAGAUGAAAUUUAAAUAAAAAGCAAUUUAACAGUAAAUUUAACUAGAAUUUUAUACAAACCAGCUAUUUCUAGCUUUACAGAAUUAGCAGUAACGAGUAAGAACUAAUACAUAUUUGCUAUUGAUAAGUGGGAUGGCGUUUACUUGCUUUACGAUUUAAGCUAGUUGCUUACAGAAGGAGAUAAUUUAGAAAACAAAAAUAACAAUAAAAUAUAGUUGGUAUAAGCUAAUCUCGGUAGUAGUGCAGGAUAUACAUCUUCAAUAGGAAUGAGCUCAGAUGAUUAAUUUUUAUUUAUUGGAGCAAGAUCAAUUGGAAUACUCAUUUAUAAUAUAGCAGAUCCUUUAAAUCCUAUAUUUUUUUAAUAGCUAAAGUUAAGUGGGUAGUCUUUUUCAUUAUGCUUAUCUCCUAAACUAAAUAAGAAUUUAUAAGGAUAAUUUGAUAAUUAGUAUAUUUACUAUUCAAACUCUCUAUCUGUAUCAGUUUACUAAAAAUAGAAACCUUCUCUUUAUAAUUAUAUUCCUAAUCUGUUUAAUCUUUAAUAGUCUUAAUUUUUCGUUGAAAGCGAUGCAGCUUCCAAGUGGAGGUGCAAAGUAUCUGCAAACAGUAAGUAUUUGCUUGCCGCUUUUGAUACUAUUAGUCUAAGUAUAUUUAAAAUUAGCCUUAAUUCUUACACCAAAUCUUCUCCUUCUAAACUUACACUUUAGUAUUAAUUUUCAGAUAGCCUUUAGUAACUAGUGAGUACUGACUCAUUCAGAGUAUUUGGACCAAAUGAAUCCAUCCCUAUGGGAUUUUAUAUUGAUGACAUUCAAUUUACUAAAGAUGAAUAAUAUAUUAUUUUUCCUUCUCAGUAGGUGGAUAUUAACAUAAUAGCUUAUAAAUUCAAAGUUAUUAAAUCUGAUAAUGGUGAUUAUUCUUUUUAAUAUGUUUAAGGAUUGAAGUUUGACAACGUUUAUUAUUGUGAAGAAAUAAAUUUAAGCGAAGAUGAAUAGCAUGCGGUAAUGGCUUUUACUGUAGGAAUAGUUUUAGUAGACGUAUAAAAAUUUGAAGUAAUUUCUAUGUACACUAACCCAGAUACAGGUACUUGUUGUGGUGCUGUUUUUUCUCAUGAUACAAAAUAUGCAUUGUCUGUUGUAAGAAAUAUAGGUUUAUAUAUUUAUGACACAUCUGAUAUGAAAAAUCCUAAAAUGGUCAAUCAGUGGAGAACAAAUGGUGGAGAAACUUUACUACGCUCAAAAAAUGAUAAGAUAAUAUAUUUUGUAGACGGAUUUAAUGGUUUAGUAUUGUUAGACUCUACAUAGCUCCCUAAAAUAGUUGUUGUAGGAAAAUUUCCUACUUCAGGCUGGGCAAAUUACAUCUCCUUUACAUUAAAUGAGAUUUAUGGAAUUAUUUCAACAAUGGACACUGGUACUUUAACACUUAUUGAUCUAAGUGAUAAACAUAAUCCAAGAGUUAUUAUGACAUCCACUGUUUAAUCUCAAGAUUCUAUUACUAGCUGUAUAGAUCCAACUGGUCUGAAUUUCAUUUUUUCUGCAGAUGCUGCAGGUGUGCGUCUUUAUAAUUUGUAAAGCUCAGUAUCAAUUCAUGUUGAAAGAGAAGUCCAGUCUAUUUAAACAAACGAGUUUAUUGAAAUGUCUAAUGAAGAUCCCUUCUAAAUAGGUUUAAAAUAUCGUGCUAGAUUUGUGUAGCUUUAUAGAAAACCAAACCAAAUUAUUAAUUAAAUUUAUUAUUAUUAAAAUCUUGAGUUAAAAACAUUACCUUCAUGGAUGUUAAUUGAUAACUCAGAUUAAAGUAAUAGAAAUUUAUAAACUUUGAUAUAAAUUGAUGUUCCUAAAGAAUGUUUAGAUUCUCAAGGAAGCAAUAUUAGCUUUUUAACUAUAGUAAUUCAGACAUGUUUUUAAUUAGAUAAUACUUCCUUUAUAUUCGACACAAGUGAUGUAACAACAACUUCUGAUGAAAGUGAUUUAAUAUUUACAUACUUGAAGUAAAAUGGCUAUCUUGAUGGAUCUAAUUGUGCUACUAAUUUUUUCGAUCCUAUAGCUUAUUAAUAUUUCAAUCUCUCUAACCUCUUUAAAUCCAUAGAUUCUAAUAGAUUAGCUAACAUUUAGUCUUACGUUACUGAGACUUAUAAAAGAACAAUAGUUUAUAACUAAUUUGUGUUUGAUGUAGUUAGUUCUUUACAAUUCAACUAAAACAACUCUUAGUAAAUGAUAUCUGCAAUUUAAAAUGAUAUUUCAGUUAGUUUUUCUUUUCCUGAUGGCUCUUAGUAUGUUUUCAUUCAGAAAAUAUAUCCAAAUCUAAUCAUGUAUUUUAACGAUUAAUAAACUGUAAUUAAAAUUGAAGGAGACUUGAAGUACGUAAAUUAAGCUUUGAGUAAUGGAAUAUUAUAUUUUGAUAAAACAAAGUAGAAUAACCAAACUUUCAGUGGUUCAUAAAUAAUUUCUAUUCAAAUAGUUGACAAGUUUAAUUAUGAUUUAAACUUUGAUUUACAGGUCGGGAAUGAGGUUAAAUUUUUAAAACUUAAGUAGAAUAUCCUUAAGCAGAAAGGGCUGUAAUAAUAAGUUAACGAUGAAUAUCAAGGAGCAGACUUGACAAUAAACGAGUCAUUUUUAAUAUAAUUUGAUGUGAAGUCUUUUAUAGAUCCAGAUUAAAUAUCUCUAACUUAUGAAUUUCUUUAGGAAAUAAAUGGAUAAUACGUACCACUAUCAUCAGAUUCGUUCAUAAAAUGUGAUAAUAUAAAUCUCCGAUUAGUGGGCACACCACCUUCUUCCUAUCUAUUUAAAACAAUUUAUUUGAGAUUGCAGAUAACAAAUGGUUAUGAUACCAUUCAUGAAGACUUUUACUUUAAUAUCAGUAUAAUGCCAUUUAGUUAUGUUUUGAAUAUAUUAAUUUAAAUUCUUGGUCCAUUGGCUUUUGCUUUUGGUUUUUAUAAAAAAAGAAUGGCUUUUAUGAAUUUUUAUUUUAGGGAUCAAACUAUGUACUCAACGGAAACUGUUUAUGUAAAUUAAAUCUACACAAAAAAAAUAUCUAUUUUAGAUUAGGAUUAUGAAGUAGCCAAUUAGUUUUUCCAUAAAUAUGUUAAAUAAGCAUAUAAGGUUUAAAAGAAAAGCUCAACAUAAUUAUAACGAUCAAUUGUUAAUAAAUCGAAAUAACUUGUUCCAAAUAUAAUCUAAUUACAAAAUAAAGAUUAAACUUAAGAGUUAGAUUAGCAAUUUUAAUAACAAUCUCCUUCUAAAAGAAAUGAUGUCAAAGUGUUAAAUAUUGCAAAAUCUGAGUAUUUAUCUUUUGGCCAAAGAAAAAAUUCUUAAUUAGAAUAAAAUGCAGAUCAAAAAGAAAGUUAAAUGGAUAAUAUUAGAACUAAUAGACCAGAAAAUGACACUUUCAUGCAAAAUAAUGAAGAUAAUGAUUAAUAUUAAACAGAAAGAAAUUCAGUUCUAAAUAAUCAAAAAAAUGUAAAUUAAGAUUUAAUAAAAAGACUAAAAGACUAAACCCCUCUUGACUAUGACAAAUUAGCAAAUAAUCUUUAAACUUCAAAUAUUUAGCUUUAAACGAAUAAAGAUAACAGUAACUAAUUAGAUCAAGUAUCCUAGAGUGGUAAUUUAAAAAAUGUCGAAAAUAAGAAUUACAUUUGCGUUAAACUUUUAACUUAAAAUCAAGAUGGAACAUUCCAUAUGGAUAAUUUGUUUAAAUAAAUUAUUAAAUAAAAGCUUACUGUUUAAUAUAACAUGCUUGAUUAUAAAAUAGAAAGGUAUGCCAAAGAUUUAAAAGAUAAGGGUAGCAAGUUUUAUUAUUGUUUGAAAGCAAAUGUUUUAAGAUAUCUAAUAGAUAAUGAUAAAAUUACACUCAAUGCGUAUUAAACGAUUAAAAAAUAUGCUUUAGAAUAAGGAAAAUACCUAUAAAAUGAUUGGUAUAAAAUGUAUGUUGAGAUAAUACCAACAAACCAAUCAAAUAACCAUGGAGUGCCUACUUCUUUUCCAUUGACAAAUUUAAAAGAAGAUUAAUUAUUUGACAUUUUUAAAAUAGUAAAAUUAAUACCUGAAAAUAUUAGUUUUAGUUAAUUUUAAAGCUGUUUGAAUUAGCUCGGUAUUGAUUUUAACUUGAUAAAAGAAGUUUUAUUUGCAGAUACACUGGGAUUAAAUUUUAUAAGUGCAAAAAAAAUAUUGAGAUGCUGUGGUGAGUCUUUACACUUAUAGAAAAAUUAAAUUUUAUCAGUUGAAGCUUAUGAAAAAAUUGAAGAAGGCCUUUGCUUAGGUUUGAGGAAAAUUUUUAAUUUGUAAUAUAAAAGUCUUCCUAUGUCAAAGUACAACUCUUUACCUAAUUGGAUGUCUUACGAUUGUAAAAGUGGUGUUAUAUUUUUAGAAGGGAUUCCUAUUAAAUCUGAUAUAAACAGCUAUCUCAUUAGAGUAUAUGACUAGUCUCACUUUAUUUGUUAUCAAUAUCAUUUAGAUAUUUAAGAAGAUCCUAACCUUUAUGAUGUAAAUUAGUCUUACUUAAACAGCUCAUAGCCAAAUUAAAUAACAGAAAGUCAAGCUAAAUAAAGAUAAAAUUUAUAAUUUUCAAGGUAGUAAUCACUUUUAAUUGCAAGAUAAUCUAGUUAAAAACAGGAUAUUUAAAUGUCACAAUAUUUUAAAAAAUAGAAAAAUGUUCAAGAAUUUAAUACACCUCUCAAUUCUUUAAGUUAAAGCUUAUCAAAUUAAAUUAAUUUUGAUAUAACAGAAGAUAAUAAUGAUACAAUCUAAGACAAAAUUUAUUUAGGAAUAAAAUCUUUGGAAGAGCAUAAAAAUGAACUAGGUUUAAUUCCAAUUUUUACUCACUCUCCAAGUGGUGUUAAGACUUUACCAAAAUGA